Seminavis robusta is the source of this 708-nucleotide messenger RNA. Lineage: Eukaryota; Bacillariophyta; Bacillariophyceae; Naviculales; Naviculaceae. The record is from the annotation of a GenBank genome assembly.
AUGAUGCCUCUUGUUGCUUUGCUGUUACUGAUCCUGGUUUCCUACCAUUCUGAUUUGGUCACAGCUUUUACGGCGACCUCUGUGCGAUAUGAUGCAAAGCCGGUUCCACUACUGGCGCCACGGCCCUCUUUCCCAGCCACAAGAUUGUAUGCGGAAGGAUCCACCAACAGCAACAGCAACAGUACUGGGACUCCAACGACAACCUUUGAAAGAAACUCCACUAGUGACGAUUAUCUCUCGGUGGAAUCACCUAUUGUUAUAGCUGAUUUGCUAGCCAUUGCGAUUGCGACGCAGCUGUUGGGACUCACCGAUGUCCUGAACGAUCCAACCUUUUGGAACAAUGGUGGAUGGAUCCAACCGGUAACUUCCACGGGAGUAUCCAACACCUUGCCGGUUCUCGUGCAACGAUUCAGCGUCACUGGAAUUGCAUGGCUGGGUUCCGCCUUUUCUAGUACAGAUGGAUUGAAUUACAAGGCAGUGGCAUCACCGGAAGAGUCCCUCCAAACCGUGGCCAAAUUGCUGGUCCCAUUUUCUUUGGCGCUGGUGCUACUGGAAGGAGUGCUUGCGGUGACUUUGUAUUCGGGUGGUUCCGUCGGACUGGAUGAAGCCACGCAAAUUCUGGCGAAUGCCUUUCAACUGUGGUAUUUUUCCGCCAUUGCAUUGGUGGCAGGAAGAUAUGUGGUCAGUCGACUCCCGUUCUAUUAUUAG